CCGCCCAUUAUUGAGGAAAAAGAAGAAGCAGAGCACAGCACUGUGGGGCUGCACCUGUUGAUAAAUCUAUUCCGUACUGACGCCACAAAGCUACACCAACACCAACAGGAAGUUGCCAUCAGAAUUACUGACUCGUGUUUGCCAGCGAGGUGUUUAAUUUUGAAAGAGCCUGUUGUCAUUGGGUUACUGUAACAGAUCCUGCCAUGGGUAUUACUGCCCUUUUUCUACUGAGCGUUCUUGGCUUUGCCAUCACUGCUGAAGCUCAAUCAUGUUCUAAACCCGUCGGUGAAGCCAACAUGAGUUUGAAGGACGAUUUCAUUAACCAGGACACAUUUGUAAAUGGAGCCGUUGUUUCUUUUGCCUGUAAUCCCGGCUACACAUCUGCUGGAGGAUCUUCUAAGAUCACAUGCAGUGCUGGCGUGUGGAGUCCUGUGCAGCUGAGAUGCGAGAGGAAGAACUGUGGCGCUCUUGAAGAUGUGAAUAAUGGUUAUAUUGAGUAUAGGAACGGGACUGAGUUUGGUGAUACAGCUGUGGUCAUUUGUAACCAAGGUUACAUCUCAGUUGGGCAGUCAGUAGUAAUCAGAUGCGACGUCGAUGGAUGGAUAGGCAGAUUAAUAGUUUGUGAAGCGGUUCAGUGUGUUACACCAGCAGGAAUUGUAAACGGCACAUUUAGUUCAGAAAAUGAGUUCUAUAGUUACAGAGACGUUGUGCGGUACUCCUGCAACAAAGACGUGACACUUAAUGGAUCAGGAGAAUUAACUUGCUCUGAAGAUGGGACAUUCCACCCUGCCCCUCCAACCUGUGUCUGGGUUGAAUGUAAAGAUCCUGUGAUUGAAAAUGCUGAAUUUGUUGAAGGCUCCCGGCCUCCACACAGAUACGGGGCUUCAGUGAAAUAUUCCUGUAAACCUGGAUAUGUGAUUGAAGGAACCUCUACUCUGAUGUGCUUGUUAAACAGUCAGUGGUCAUCGCCCUUACCAAAAUGCACAAAAGACCCUGAGCCAACUAUGCCUACUACUACUCCUCCUACUACUACUACUCCUCCU
Girardinichthys multiradiatus is the source of this 1043-nucleotide messenger RNA. Its product is annotated as membrane cofactor protein-like. Gene Ontology annotation, biological process: negative regulation of complement activation, classical pathway. The annotation marks the transcript as partial. Lineage: Eukaryota; Metazoa; Chordata; Actinopteri; Cyprinodontiformes; Goodeidae. The transcript has 9 exons. The record is from RefSeq and is a predicted model, not a curated record.